CAGUGCAGUAGUGUACACAGUGAACGUGUGUGUUGUUUGUACUGAAUUUUUUUAUGUAGUGAUCAAGGAAAAAUAACCAAUACAAUGGCUACCACGAUGGAGGCGUCUCAGUCCCUCAUCCAGUCUGAGUCCAGGGUGCACUACCAGGAAGUGGUGACGGAAACGAGGCAAGUGAAGAAGAAGAGCAAGUCCAGGCGGCAUAAGGAUGAGGGAUCCAUAUCGGUGUCGAAGAGUUCAGAGAAGUUGUGCAAGAAGAUGAAAGCGGAUAACGAGAACCCGACCUGUGCAAAAUGUUCCCGGCCCGUGUACGCCAUGGAGCGCAUCAAGGCUGAAAAACGAGCCUGGCACAAGGAGUGCUUCCGUUGUGUGCAGUGCAACAAGCAACUUACAGUGGAGACGUACCAGAGCGACCACACAACUUUAUAUUGCAAGCCGCAUUUCAAACACCUGUUUGAACCUAAACCUGUGGACGGUGACGAUGAAAUGGAUGCUGCACCUAAGAAGCAUCAAAUGAUUAUCUGUGAAAGUCAACCGGUUGAGCUGCCCCCAGAUGUCGUUAGAGCAUCUGACAAACCGGACCUAGGUCUCGAAGAGCUGGCCUCGCUGGACGUGAAGUCCAGGUUCGAAGUGUUCGAGCGCAAGGCGAAGGAGGAGGAGCCCGUCACUCUGGAGCCCCGGGCGCCGCGGGAGAAGAGCACCGCUCUCCUCUCUAAGUUGGCCAAAUUCAAAGCGAAGGGUAUGGACAUCGGUGUGUCUGAUGAAUACCUCAACGGAGUCCAAGUGGAGCGGAGCUCGAGCGAAGCGGAAGAUGAAGACGAGGACUCGGUGCUGAAGAAGUCGUACGCGCACAACUCGACGCGCGAGCAGACGUCUCUGUGCGACAUGAGCGAGCUGGUGGGGCGCUUCGAGCGCGGCCCCCCCUCCGCCGCGCGACACCACCAGCGCAAGCAGGAGAUCCAGAACAUCCGCAGCCGACUGUUCCUGGGAAAGCAAGCUAAGAUCAAGGAAAUGUACGAGCAGUCGGUGAUGCAGUGCGAACAGGGUGUAACUUCAUCAGACAAGAUAGCUCGGGAGCUGGACCUGGACUCUGAGAAGGCACGAGCUAUCAAACAGCGAUUCGAAAACGGAGAGAUCUUCAAUGAUGAGAAUCAACCUCCGAAGAACAGGGAAGUUGACGAUCCGACACUGUUCAAUGAAGGUAUAGCAAAAAAAUCCCGAUCAAUUUUCUUAGAAUUGGACGCGAAUGCGAAACACAUGGCGCCUCUGUCUCCGCCGGCUCAAGAACCGCCCAAGCGGAAAGAAAUCCCAUUUGUACCGAAAGACGUCGUGCGUGCCGGCGACAAGUUGGAAGACGUGAAGAUAGAAACUGCUGAUAUAUCGGAUCGGUUCAAGUUCUUCGAGACUUACAAGCCUGAGACCAAGCGUAAGGAGUUCCGCAUGACGCCGCCGAGACAGCCGCAGCGGCCGCGGUCGCCGUCGCCGGAGCCCUACCACGAGCCGGGCGUGGUGCGCUGCGAGGAGGGCGCCGCCGACGCCGGCCUCGCCGCCACCCGCCAGACCGCCUCGCGCAUGAUCUCCGUGUUCCGCCAGAUGGAGGAGCGCCGCGAGCGCCCCGACGACCAGCUCGGCCCCAAGCCGCUGAAGCGCUUCACGCCGCCGCCGGCCGACGAGGCGCGCCGCUCGUCGUCGUCGGAGGGCAGCGACGAGGACGACGACAGCGACUGCGAGCGCCCCUACGCGCGCCACACGGACGAGGCGCUGCAGCAGGCUCAGCAGCUGGCCAGAACUAAGAGCUUCCGCGACCGCUUCGAGCACUGGUCUGAGAGUGAACGAGAAAACGAGCCUCGUCCUCCCUCUGCGUUACUCGAGAGGCAAGCAGAGGAGGACGGAGACUCACAGCUAGAGACUGCUAAGAGUUUGCGCGAGAAAUUCGAAAAUAUGAAGGUGCAGACGACAACUGUCACAAAAACAUUUGCACCCAAAGUGAAUAGAUUCGUGUGACCAUCUAGUGAAAACGUCGAACCGCC
Messenger RNA from Vanessa atalanta (red admiral), 2027 nucleotides. RefSeq lists its product as uncharacterized. The record is from RefSeq and is a predicted model, not a curated record. Gene Ontology annotation, biological process: actin filament bundle assembly. The transcript is spliced from 17 exons. Lineage: Eukaryota; Metazoa; Arthropoda; Insecta; Lepidoptera; Nymphalidae. Gene Ontology annotation, molecular function: actin filament binding. Bases 85 to 2001 code for a protein of 638 amino acids. Gene Ontology annotation, cellular component: actin cytoskeleton; plasma membrane.